CCCAACUCCAUUUUGACGCCAACCAACACCAGCCAACGCCAACGCCAUCCUAUCUCUGUCCAUACAGUACUCCGUACACACACAUACAUUUGUCCUUGGAUCCAUCCUCGGUCCAUCUCCACUCGACAUCUCAGUCUCUUGUUAGUCGCCGAGAAGAGGCCUUCCUUGUUCACUUCGGUCGCGUGCACCCUUCAUCACCACAGCACCGCAUAUACCAGUCCUCAUUGCCCAUUUGUUCCCAGCUCCGCAUAUCCUCCUCCUUUCAACUUUCUAACCAGUGUCCAAUUUUGUCUCCGACACAUCUGAAAGCCGCGUCGUAUGGCCGGCUCAAGAUCUCACAGUCGGAAUGCCUCCCAGACCCGUUCCACUAUCGGUGAUGGGGAUGAAUCCGUCCUCGGAGCAGUGCUCGACACGCGCCAACUCGAGGCAUUUGGCCGCAAGGUCACUGCGACUGCUUCUCACCUCAUCGGCGACAAUUCUCCCAAUGCCUACCCGUCAGCUAUGAGUACCCUUCAAAGGCAGAUGCGCCGUCCAGGACUUCAAAGAGCCGUCUUUUCCUUCUCCCAACAGGCCCCCUCAGAACUCGUCCGAUCCAAAUUAUCUACCAGCGAGAUCGCACACCGAGCACUCACCUACAUCUCCGACGAGCAACUCCACAAUAUUCCCGAAGACGACAACACCUAUUCUCUUUUUCAAGGCUUCCAAGCUUCUCUCCCCGAAGGCGAAAGUGAGCAUCGCAAGGGCCACCGUCGGCGGAGUUCCAAACAGCACCGCCUUCUUUCGGCUGGAGAUGUCGAGGAAGAUGGUCCGCCCACGUUGGCGAGUAUCAAGAAAAAACGCAAUAAUGCUAACCACAAACUCGAGAUGUUGGCAAUUCGCAAGAAUAUGGCUACCACCGAAAUCCGCGACAUCGAUCAUCGCAUAUUGAAUCUCCAAAACGCUCGCAAAAUAGUCCUUGAUCGACUCGCCGCUCUCGAGGUUGAAGAGGCCGAAAUGGAGCAUUCUCUCCUCGAGCUCGAUAACAAGGUCGAGGAAAUGCAGGAAGAGCUGGACGACCAGGGUGGCCUUGAACAAUCCACCGAUACUCUCAACCCACCACCUCGCACGUCCACUCCCGAAUCUCAGGCCAUGGAUGCCUCCUUCAUGUCGCAGUCCAUCUACGAAAAGCUCCCAUCAUCCGUGUCACCAAAAUCAAAACGCCGUCCGAAGUACACAAAAAGAAAAUCCAUGCCCGUUCUGCACGAGCAUCUUGAUCCAGGCUCGCAUAUCCGUACCAUCCCCGCCCAUAACGACACCAUCUCCGCUCUGGAUUUUGACCAGCCCUUUGGUAUCAUGGUCACUGCUGCUUUGGAUGACACUGUUCGUGUUUGGGAUCUCAACCUUGGUCGUUGCAUGGGAUUCCUCGAAGGACAUACUGCAAGCGUCCGAUGUUUACAGGUCGAAGACAAUAUCGUCGCCACUGGAUCCCUCGAUGCCACUAUUCGACUCUGGGAUCUAUCACGGGCCCAAUAUGAACCCUACGAUCACAAGAUUCCUAAUGGUAAUGACGAUGAAGAAGACGACGGCCUAGCCUUUGGAAACGACGAAGAUAUGCCUCCCCCACCUCCACCAGACGCGAUGCAAGACUGCCCCAUCUUCACCCUCGAAGCACAUGUCGACGAAGUAACAGCAUUACACAUCCGAGGCGAUACGUUGGUCUCAGGCAGUGCCGACAAGACUCUUAGACAGUGGGAUCUGGUGAAAGGACGGUGUGUACAAACCCUUGAUGUCCUCUGGGCAGCCGCCCAAGCAUCAAGUUCCAUCAAUGGCGUAGACGCACAAUGGCGACCAACAGGUCGAGCCCCAGACGCCAACGCCGAUUUUGUGGGUGCUGUCCAAUGUUUUGACGCUGCCCUCGCCUGUGGAACCGCAGACGGCAUGGUUCGAUUGUGGGACUUGAGAUCGGGACAAGUUCAUCGAAGCCUUGUUGGUCACACAGGGCCUGUGACAUGCCUCCAGUUUGACGAUACCCACCUCGUGACCGGGAGUGCGGAUCGAAGUAUUCGGAUCUGGGAUCUUCGCACUGGAACGAUUGCUGAUGCUUAUGCAUACGACAGCCCAAUCACAAGCAUGAUGUUCGAUGCCAGACAUAUUGUCUGUGCUGCUGGGGAGGAUGUGGUCAAAGUCUACGAUAAGGCCGAUGGACGACAAUGGGACUGUGGUGCCGCCGUCGCUCUAAGUGUGGAAGAUCAUAUGGCCGGCGCCACGACUAGCACAGUCGAAAAGGUCCGCCUUCGAGAUGGAUAUCUCGUGGAAGGAAGGAGAAAUGGUGAAGUGGGUAUCUGGACUUGUUGAUCAUUCCAUCUAAUCAACCAGCUAUAACAUAUGUAGGUGUAAUACCUCCUGUAUAACACCAAGCGCUCAAUGCAUUCCUUUUCUUCCACGACUGACUUGUG
This is a messenger RNA of Exophiala mesophila, 2435 nucleotides long. RefSeq lists its product as uncharacterized. The transcript has 3 exons. Bases 319 to 2334 code for a protein of 671 amino acids. The record is from RefSeq and is a predicted model, not a curated record. NCBI's taxonomy places the organism in Eukaryota, Fungi, Ascomycota, Eurotiomycetes, Chaetothyriales, Herpotrichiellaceae. Gene Ontology annotation, molecular function: protein binding.